GCCACCAUCCGAAUCGCCUUCCAACUCUAAGCUCUCGCUGACGGAAUCUAUCAUCAUGGCUGACACUCUCAAGUACGCCGACAAGAAGUUUGUCUUCCUGACCGACUUUGACGGCACCAUCACCCAGCUCGACUCCAACGACCACAUGGUCGACACGGUCGGCAUGGGCUACACGGAGCGCCGCAAGAUCAACGAGGAGAUCAUCCACGAGCGCGUCUCCUACCGCGAUGGCUUCCGCAAGAUGGUCGAGUCCGUCCACCGUCCCUUCAAGGAGAUGGAGGAGCUCGUCCGCCGCGACGUCACCCUCGACCCGGGCUUCAAGGAGUUCCACGCGUACGCAAAGGAGCACGACAUCCCCAUCAUUGUCGUCUCCAGCGGCAUGGUCCCCAUCAUCCGGAGCAUCUUCUCCAACCUCAUUGGCGAGGAGGAGGCCAACAAGAUCGACGUCGUUGCCAACGACGUCAAGUUCACCGACCCGGAGAAGGUCGGAAAGACGUGGGAGCUCGUCUACCGACACCCUGACAACCACUUUGGACACGACAAGAGCCUCUCGAUUCUGCCUUACCGCGAGCUCGAGAACCCACCGCUGCUCUUCUUCGCCGGCGAUGGCAUCUCCGACAUGUCUGCUGCGCGCCACGCUGAUGUCCUCUUCGUCAAGGACAAGAAGGACAACGACCUCAAGACGUACGUCGACAACCACAAGAUCCCCCACCGCAUGUUCAAGGACUGGACCGAGGUCAAGGACGUCGUCUCCAAGAUCAUCUCGGGCGAGAUUCCCAUCGACUCGGUCCGCAAGCCCAAGGUGCCCGUCAACUAGAAGGUGGAAAAAGAAUCAAGACCAGGAACAGUUUGUAGAUAGAAGGCCGCACACUUCGCUGCCAUGAAGAGGAGGCCCAAAACUUAGCCACAACUAAAUGAUUAUAAUUGUCAAGAGAGGUGAAGAUGCA
Messenger RNA from Acaromyces ingoldii, 947 nucleotides. RefSeq lists its product as hypothetical. Bases 56 to 817 code for a protein of 253 amino acids. The transcript is spliced from 4 exons. NCBI's taxonomy places the organism in Eukaryota, Fungi, Basidiomycota, Exobasidiomycetes, Exobasidiales, Cryptobasidiaceae. Gene Ontology annotation, molecular function: phosphatase activity. The record is from RefSeq and is a predicted model, not a curated record.